AAAAUCAAAUUGAGUUUUGAUAACUAAGGAUUAUUUUAUAUGUAAAAUAAAAAAAACAAUGUCUGAUGCUUUUGAAGAAAUUCAAGCCAUAAAGAUAAAAAGAAAUUGUUUAAGGGAGAAGUUGCAAAAAAGAAAACGAGAGAGACAUGAAUUAUUUACGUUAACAUCAAGGGCUUCUCUAUCUCUGUCACCUAAUAACGAGCAUCUUAAAUCACCAGGUCCAACGACAUCAUUAUCUUCCAAUCAUGCUGAAUACGAACGUGAUGUGUUGUGUAUACUUCAUGAGACUUAUCAAAAUUUACCGAUCACAUCAGCGGAACUUUUGGAUCAGCUGCGAAAAAAUUUAAACGCUGAUGUAUCACAUGCUGACAUUAAUAAAAUGUUAGAAAAGCUGGCUGCUCAGGAUGUUGUUAAAAUUAAGGAGGUAACCGAAGAUGGAGUAUUUGGAUACACGGUCCUUUCGUUCGCCGAAGCAGAGCCUCUUCAUGCGCAAUGUCUUCUUGAAAUUAUCGAGAAUGCAGAAAGUACGGAAUCGACAACAUCCGAAUUGAGCGACAAUGCACCACCAGAGAAACAAAUUAAAAUUGACACGAAAAAUACGGAGGAUAUAAUGUCGCUUAUAUCAAUGCCAACAAUUCGAGAGAAGGAAAACAAGAAAGUGGGCGAGCAGAUUUUGGAUUUACUUUCCAAGCAAACUUCCAAAGAAAAAUCCCUGGCAGAGAGAUUUCGUUCGCAGGGGGGAGCGCAAGUAAUGGAAUUCUGCCCCCAUGGUACACGAGUCGAUUGUGGAAAGCUCAAUCAGGGCUUCGCCAAUAAAUGCAAGAAGUUGCACUUUAAAAAGAUCAUUCAAGCUCACACGGACGAGUCGCUUGGCGAUUGUAGCUUCUUAAACACUUGUUUUCAUAUGGACACUUGUAAAUAUGUACAUUACGAGGUUGAUGGAUCAACCACUCAGCAGCAACAAAAUAACGUCGCCGCCGACGAAACAAGUGCGAAUAACGGAAGUAUCGAGAAGCACGUAUCGAAUGCUACUAUAGCGGACAAUUCGUCCACGUUAACUAAUAAAAAUAGCACGGAGCUGACCUUAUAUCCGCCCCAGUGGAUUCAAUGCGACCUUCGAUAUUUGGACAUGACGGUGCUCGGUAAAUUUGCAGUUAUAAUGGCAGAUCCACCGUGGGAUAUUCACAUGGAGCUACCGUAUGGUACGAUGUCAGAUGAUGAAAUGCGCCAGUUAGGUAUUCCAGCGCUGCAGGAUGAGGGACUCCUAUUUUUGUGGGUGACAGGUAGGGCCAUGGAAUUGGGUCGAGAGUGUCUUCAGCUUUGGGGCUAUGAACGAGUGGAUGAAAUAAUCUGGGUUAAGACAAACCAACUGCAGAGGAUUAUUCGAACGGGUCGCACCGGCCAUUGGUUGAAUCACGGAAAGGAGCAUUGCCUGGUCGGUAUGAAAGGGAAUCCGCGAAUUAAUAGAGGACUCGAUAGUGAUGUGAUCGUUGCCGAAGUGCGGGCCACGAGUCACAAGCCCGAUGAAAUUUACGGAAUAAUUGAGCGAAUGAGCCCGGGGACGAGAAAAAUCGAGCUCUUUGGCAGACCUCACAAUGUUCAGCCCAAUUGGAUUACAUUGGGAAAUCAAGUUGAUGGUGUACACUUGAUCGAUCCGCAAUUGAUAAGAGCUUUUAAAAAGCGAUAUCCCGAUGGGAAUUCGAUGAAACCUACGAAAACGUAA
Molecule: messenger RNA, 1723 nt
Organism: Ceratosolen solmsi marchali
Lineage: Eukaryota; Metazoa; Arthropoda; Insecta; Hymenoptera; Agaonidae
Gene: Mettl3
Product: methyltransferase like 3
Exons: 3
Coding region: 59-1723 (554 amino acids)
Biological process (GO): RNA methylation; mRNA modification
Cellular component (GO): RNA N6-methyladenosine methyltransferase complex; nucleus
Molecular function (GO): mRNA m(6)A methyltransferase activity
Source: RefSeq, a predicted model, not a curated record